Molecule: messenger RNA, 7425 nt
Organism: Chlorocebus sabaeus (green monkey)
Lineage: Eukaryota; Metazoa; Chordata; Mammalia; Primates; Cercopithecidae
Gene: NKTR
Product: natural killer cell triggering receptor
Biological process (GO): protein folding; protein peptidyl-prolyl isomerization
Cellular component (GO): cytoplasm; mitochondrion
Molecular function (GO): peptidyl-prolyl cis-trans isomerase activity; cyclosporin A binding
Source: RefSeq, a predicted model, not a curated record
GUGGCAUUGGGAGGCCGGGCCCGGGGGAGGAGGUGGCGUUCGGUUAGCGGCGUUGGGGUCUGGCUGCAGUGGCAGUGCUUUCUCGUCUGCUCACUGGGACCCGCUCAGGCUGGAGGCCAGCCAGGUGAAGAGCUCGCCCGCAUGCGUACGCGCUGCGUGGGAGCCGCGAGGCCUGGGGCGGGAGGGGGCCUCGUCUUGGCCUCCUGCGCUGUUGCGACGGGCCGGCGUGAGGCACCGUGGCGCGGACUUCGUCUCAGCCCCGCCCUCGCCCCUGCCCUCGCCCCCGCCCUCGGCCCUACCCUGACCGCUUUCCUCCCCCUCUCUCCCAGCUCUUGCCGCCACCUCGGUCGCGAUGGGGGCGCAGGACCGGCCGCAGUGCCACUUCGACAUCGAGAUCAACCGGGAGCCGGUUGGUCGCAUUAUGUUUCAGCUCUUCUCAGACAUAUGUCCAAAAACAUGCAAAAACUUCCUUUGCUUGUGCUCAGGAGAGAAAGGCCUUGGGAAAACAACUGGGAAGAAGUUAUGUUAUAAAGGUUCUACGUUCCAUCGUGUGGUUAAAAACUUUAUGAUUCAGGGUGGGGACUUCAGUGAAGGUAAUGGAAAAGGUGGAGAAUCAAUUUAUGGUGGAUAUUUUAAAGAUGAAAACUUUAUUCUCAAACAUGACAGAGCGUUCCUUUUGUCAAUGGCAAAUCGAGGGAAACAUACCAAUGGUUCCCAGUUUUUCAUUACCACAAAGCCUGCUCCACACCUGGAUGGGGUGCAUGUCGUCUUUGGACUGGUUAUUUCUGGUUUUGAAGUAAUCGAACAAAUUGAAAAUCUGAAAACCGAUGCUGCAAGCAGACCAUAUGCAGAUGUGCGAGUUAUUGACUGUGGAGUACUUGCCACAAAAUCAAUAAAAGAUGUUUUUGAGAAAAAAAGGAAGAAACCAACUCAUUCAGAAGACUCGGAUUCCUCUUCCAAUUCCUCUUCCUCUUCAGAAUCAUCUUCAGAAAGUGAAAUUGAACAUGAGAGAAGCAGAAGGAGGAAACAUAAGAGGAGGCCAAAAGUUAAACGUUCUAAAAAGAGGCGAAAGGAAGCAAGCAGUUCAGAAGAACCAAGGAAUAAACAUGUAAUGAAUCCAAAAGGUCACUCUGAGAGGAGUGAUACCAAUGAAAAAAGGUCAGUUGAUUCCAGUGCUAAAAGGGAAAAACCUGUGGUCCGCCCAGAAGAGAUUCCUCCAGUGCCUGAGAACCGAUUUUUACUGAGAAGAGAUAUGCCUGUUGUUACUGCAGAACCUGAACCGAAGAUUCCUGAUGUCGCACCCAUUGUAAGUGAUCAGAAACCAUCUGUAUCAAAGUCUGGACGGAAGAUUAAAGGAAGGGGCACAAUUCGCUAUCACACACCUCCAAGAUCAAGAUCCUGUUCUGAGUCAGAUGAUGAUGACAGCAGUGAAACUCCUCCUCACUGGAAAGAGGAAAUGCAGAGAUUAAGAGCAUAUAGACCACCUAGUGGAGAAAAAUGGAGUAAAGGAGAUAAGUUAAGUGACCCCUGUUCAAGUCGAUGGGAUGAAAGAAGCUUGUCCCAGAGAUCCAGAUCAUGGUCCUAUAAUGGAUAUUAUUCAGACCUUAGUACAGCAAGACACUCUGAUGGCCACCAUAAAAAACGCAGAAAAGAAAAAAAGGUUAAGCAUAAAAAGAAAGGGAAAAAGCAGAAACAUUGCAGAAGACACAAACAAACUAAGAAGAGAAGGAUUCUUAUACCGUCUGACAUAGAAUCCUCAAAAUCUUCCACUCGAAGAAUGAAAUCCUCUUGUGAUAGAGAAAGGAGUUCUCGUUCUUCCUCAUUAUCGUCUCAUCACUCAUCAAAGAGAGACUGGUCUAAAUCUGAUAAGGAUGUCCAGAGCUCUUUAACCCAUUCCAGCAGAGACUCAUACAGAUCAAAAUCUCACUCACGGUCUUAUUCUAGAGGAAGCUCAAGAUCAAGGACUGCGUCAAAGUCCUCAUCACAGUCUCGAAGUAGAUCAAAGUCCAGAUCUAGUUCCAAGUCUGGGCACCGAAAGAGAACAUCAAAAUCACCAAGAAAACCAGCUUCUCAGUUAAGUGAAAAUAAACCAGUUAAAACAGAACCUUUGAGAUCAACCAUGGCACAAAAUGAAAAUGUAGUAGUACAACCAGUUGUAGCAGAAAAUAUUCCUGUAAUACCACUGAGUGACAGUCCCCCCCCUUCAAGAUGGAAGCCUGGACAGAAACCUUGGAAGCCCUCUUACGAGCGAAUUCAGGAAAUGAAAGCUAAAACAACCCAUUUGCUACCCAUCCAAAGCACUUACAGUUUAGCAAAUAUUAAAGAGACUGGUAGCUCAUCAUCCUACCAUAAAAGAGAAAAAAAUUCAGAAAGUGAUCAGAGCACUUAUUCAAAAUGCAGUGAUAGAAGUUCAGAAAGCUCACCAAGGUCAAGGAGCAGAUCUUCUAGGAGUAGAUCUUAUUCCAGAUCAUAUACAAGAUCACGUAGUCUAGCUAGUUCACAUUCAAGGUCUAGGUCUCCAUCAUCUAGAUCUCAUUCACGAAAUAAAUACAGUGAUCAUUCACAGUGUAGUAGAUCAUCUUCAUAUACUUCUAUUAGCAGUGAUGAUGGAAGGCGAGGUAAGAGGAGACUUAGAUCCAGUGGGAAAAAAAAUAGUGUUUCACAUAAAAAACACAGCAGCAGCUCUGAAAAGACACUUCACAGUAAAUAUGUCAAAGGUAGAGACAGGUCUUCAUGUUUGAGAAAGUAUAGCGAGAGCAGAUCAUCUUUAGAUUAUUCUUCAGACAGUGAGCAGUCAAGUGUUCAGGCUGCACAGUCAGCCCAGGAAAAAGAAAAGCAGGGCCAAAUGGAAAGAACACAUAAUAAACAAGAAAAAAACAGAGGUGAAGAAAAAUCCAAGCCUGAACGGGAAUGCCCUCAUUCAAAAAAAAAAAAUUUGAAAGAGAAUCUUUCUGAUCACCUUAGAAAUGGCAGUAAGCCCAAAAGGAAGAAUUAUGCUGGUAGUAAAUGGGACUCUGAGUCAAAUUCAGAACGAGAUGUAACUAAAAACAGUAAAAAUGACUCCCGUCCAUCCUCUGACAAGGAGGAAGGUGAGGCCACAUCCGAUUCUGAAUCAGAGGUUAGUGAAAUUCACAUCAAAGUGAAACCCACAACCAAGUCGUCUGCAAAUACUUCACUGCCUGAUGAUAAUGGUGCUUGGAAAUCAAGCAAACAGCGCACAUCAACUUCUGAGUCUGAGGGGUCCUGUUCCAAUUCGGAAAACAAUAGAGGAAAGCCACAAAAGCACAAACAUGGGUCAAAGGAAAAUCUUAAAAGAGAACACACCAAAAAAAUGAAAGAGAAAUUGAAAGGGAAAAAAGACAAAAAGCACAAGGCUCCAAAACGAAAGCAAGCAUUUCACUGGCAGCCUCCACUAGAAUUUGGCGAAGAGGAGGAGGAGGAGGAGAUUGAUGACAAGCAAGUUACUCAGGAGUCAAAAGAGAAAAAAGUUUCUGAAAACAGUGAAACCAUAAAAGAUAAUAUUCCAAAACCUGAGAAAUCCUGUGAAGAGGGCAACCUUUCAGCUUUAAAUACUGAGGAAAACGUGGCCUGUUCGCAAAACAUUGAGCAUGUUGAAGAAAGUGUUACCAAUGGAGUGGAAGAUGUGCUUCAAACAGAUGACAACAUGGAGAUCUGUACUCCUGAGAGGAGUUCCCCAGCAAAGGUAGAGGAGGCUUCCCCUCUAGGAAAUGCACGGCUUGAUACCCCAGAUAUAAACAUUGUUCUGAAGCAGGAUAUGGCAACAGAACAUCCUGAAGCAGAGGUGGUAAAACAGGAAAGCAGCAUGUCUGAAAGUAAAGUGUUGAGUGAAGUGGGGAAACAGGACAGCAGCUCUGCUAGCUUGGCUAGUGCUGGAGAAAGUACUGGGAAGAAGGAGGUGGCUGAGAAGAGCCAGAUCAACCUCAUUGAUAAGAAAUGGAAGCCCCUGCAAGGUGUGGGGAACCUGGCAGCAGCUACUCCUGCCACAUCCAGUGCUGUGGAAGUUAAGGCAUUGACCACUGUGCCUGAAAUGAAACCACAAGGCUUGAGAAUAGAAAUUAAAAGCAAAAAUAAAGUUCGGCCUGGGUCUCUCUUUGAUGAAGUAAGAAAGACAGCACGCUUAAACCGUAGACCAAGAAAUCAGGAGAGUUCAAGUGAUGAGCAGACGCCUAGUCGGGAUGAUGAUAGCCAGUCCAGGAGUCCAAGUAGAUCUCGAAGUAAAUCUGAAACCAAAUCAAGACACAGAACAAGGUCUGUCUCCUACAGUCACUCAAGAAGUCGAUCGAGAAGCUCCACAUCAUCUUAUCGAUCAAGAAGCUACUCUAGAAGUCGGAGCAGAGGAUGGUACAGCAGAGGCCGAACCAGAAGCCGGAGCAGUUCCUACCGGAGUUACAAAAGUCAUAGGACGUCCAGCAGGAGCAGAUCCAGGAGCAGCUCAUAUGAUCCCCACAGUCGGUCCAGCAGGUCCUACACCUACGAUAGCUACUAUAGCAGGAGUCGGAGUCGAAGUAGAAGCCAGAGAAGUGACAGUUACCACCGAGGCAGAAGUUAUAAUCGGCGGUCCAGGAGUUGUAGAUCUUAUGGCUCUGACAGUGAAAGUGACCGAAGUUACUCUCAUCACCGGAGCCCCAGUGAGAGCAGCAGAUAUAGUUGAAAAUGUCCCUUUUAUGGAUACAAAUUAUAUCUUAUUUGUAAAUAUCUAGCAACUUAAAAGCUUAAGAAACUUAAUGACAGUCUGUUGUUCUAUUUCAAUAUCAGAGAUGAAUUUCAAAAAUAGAUACUUCUUAAUUGUUACUCGUUCAUUUACAUGUGGGGAGAAGAAUUUAAAAUACAGAUAUGUCUCCUAAAAAUAUUUUUAUGCCACAUUUUACAGUAGCCAACUAUGGAAAUGAACUUCAUUUUCUUGAAUCAAGAAAUCGUGAAAUUUAUGUAUAAUUUGCAAUAUUAUUUUAAGUCUAUUUCACUCUAUCUCACGUAUUCCUUAGAAUACAGAUUCUUUUUGCCUGUUUUUCCAGUUUUAGCAUAUAUGCUGCCAAGCAUAGAACUGUGAAGGAGAACUGUUAAAGGCGGCCAAAUAUUUAUAUACUGAUUACAUAGAGUCUUGUACAUAAUGUGCUCUAAAAACAAACCACCCAGAAUUGAUACUGUUGGUAACCAGGAGUAUAAGGCAGUGGCUCUGGGGUUCUUAAUUCAUUCCUAACUUCUUUGAUAUUUCACAGGAUUAGGAAAGUGGUCAUGAUACGUCCCACACAGUCUGUAUUACUUCAGGCUUGUGGGCAAGGUUAGGAAGAAUCAAUCAGCCUUAACUAUAAAUACCUGCACUGUCUCUGAGGACUUACUAUUUUAUGUUCUUUUUAAUCAAUACCUAUCAGAAGUUGAGGUUAUAAAAGCAAUUCUAUUCUACUUCAUGCUUUGGUGCUUGGUAAUUUUUGGUACCUCUUUAAGCAUUACUCUUAUAGAUCAUAUAUUUAAAUACCAUAAAAGAGAAAAAUUAAAUUCAAAAAAAUCACUGGCACCAAAAAUGGUUUAUUCUGAGCUGUCUUCACUUUGACUAUUUGGGGGGCUUCUCUCAAGUACAGAUGUGGGUUGGGGUCCCCUGGAGCAGGCAGGAUUGGCAAUAGGAGAUACUGGCCACUCAAGUCUACUACGUGUGUGUACCUCUGGAAGAGUGAAGACUGGACUUCAAAAGUAACAUCAAAAUCUAACUGCCACCAUCCUGGAGACAUUUUGCAGGGCUUUCAAGUCUUUCAAGUACAGGAUAUUACCACAACAGCAGCUGAACUGUUGUAACCAGCAUGUUUUUCCUGUUUCCACUGUGACCUGCAGCUGACUCAAAGCCUUGCAUGACCUGACCCAGGUGCAAGAGACAGGGGAAGAGGGAUAGAGGGUAUAGCAUAAAUUAUAUAUUUUCAUGGCUUUGGGUGGUUCCUCCAAAAAUAAUUGGACCUGUAAAAACUAGUGUGUGUGUGUGUGUGUGUGUGUGUGUGUGUUUAAUCUUUACUUUGAAUUUGUUCCCCAAGUGUACUUAAUCACCUUAGUGCCACUUUAAUCCAGUUAUGCAGAAGAAAUUCAUAUUGGAUGCCUGAUGUAGAACUCAGCACUACCCUACCACAGGCCUUGUCUGGUGUAUUUGGGAAGUGGAAAAGAGCCCUCAGUUGUAGGGAGCUGACAACCCUUGGUGGAGGGAGGGUGCCCUUGAAUGUAUUAAAACUAUCACCCAAAGAAGGUAUGAAAACAGGGUAAGGUGGUCAGUUGUUUGCCAGGUUGAUAGACAGAAGUACAUUAGAAAACAGGACUUUGGCCAAACAAACAAUACUGGAUACUGAAUACAAAACAGUAUGAUUUAAAGGUUUUCAAGGGUUGCCUGCAAAGGAGAAUAUUACUACUAGUCAGUAGGAAAAAAAUGCAUUCAGAACCCAAGCAGAAACUGCCAAAUGUAAUUAAGAAAAGUUGCCCUUGGGCACUGUGUUAGUUUUCUAUUGCUGUGUGACAAAUUACCCCAAAUUUAGCAGUUUAAAACAACACCCAUUUAGCAGUUCUGUAGCUCAUGGGUCUGGCACAGUGUGGCUGGCUUCUCUGCUCAGGGUCUUACAAGGCUGAAAUAAGGGUUGGCAGGACAACAUUCCUUCAUGGAGGCUCUGGGGAAGAAUCUGCUUCUAAGCUCAUUCAGGUUGUUGGCAGAAUUCAGUUCCUUGCUGGCUCUCAGCUGGGGGCCCCUCUCUCACCUCCUUAAGGCUGCCUGCAUUCCUUCUUGUGUGGUCCCCUCCAGCUUCAAACCAGCCUUCCUGCUCUUUCUCAUGGUUCAUCUCUCUCCCGUCCUCCUCUGUUUUAGGGGCAUAUGAUUAGCUCAAACCCACAGAUAUAUUUGACGGUCGAUUGUUCGAUAGAACAUAAUUGCAGGAGUACUAUCUCAUCUCAUCAUAUUCACGGGUUCCGGAGAUUAGCUCACUGAAAGGGGGAGGGGCAUUUUCAAAUUCUGCCUACCACAGGCAAUAACUUUGCCCAUCUCAGCUGUGGGUGGAAUUUUAUCCAGAAAAGAUAGGCCCUAGAAGCCUCAUUUCUUUUCUCCAUGGACAAGGACAGCCCUCUGCUGCAGCAUUCAACUUGUAUGUUUACUGACAGAGUGAACUACAGAAAUAGCCUUUCUUCCUAAAGGGGAUUGUUCUGUAUUUUGAAGUUAUUUUUUAAUAAAAUUGAAUUAUGUUGUGUAUUGUGCUUCUUAAUAGGAAAUGCAUUAUUGGACUGUUUUUGUAACAUCUUGUUUAUUGCAAAUAGCUAGUAUUGUUCAAAAACUGUAUAAAAUACUUUUGUACAUAUUAGCAAUGUCUAAUUUGUAUACACUUCAGUUAAAUUUCCCUAAAACUUUAAAGGGGACCUUGUAGAAAUUAAAAUAUAUACUUAGUCUAA